This is a messenger RNA of Misgurnus anguillicaudatus (oriental weatherfish), 3002 nucleotides long. RefSeq names its product acyl-coenzyme A thioesterase 1-like. Gene Ontology annotation, molecular function: fatty acyl-CoA hydrolase activity. Lineage: Eukaryota; Metazoa; Chordata; Actinopteri; Cypriniformes; Cobitidae. The record is from RefSeq and is a predicted model, not a curated record. Gene Ontology annotation, biological process: acyl-CoA metabolic process; fatty acid metabolic process.
AGAGAGAGAGAAAGAGGCGCGGGCACGAUUAAACAAUGGAAACCUAAAAACAAUACAUACUCCGUCAUUUUGUUCAUAUGGGACAUCAUUCAAACUGCAAAGUGUUUGCUUAUAUUUGUGUACAGUUGCAAUUAAACAAAACAUUGUACCUUUGUCAAACUGUAACCUACAACUGUCAUCAAAAUCACACACACCAAAGCAAAAAAUAUUUAUCCAACCCCAUUUAAAAACAGUAUGUGGGUGGAUUAGCAUCGUAUUGCAUUGGUUUUCAUUUCUUUCAUUGACUUUAUUGUACAUGAGAGGUGGUAGUGAGCUUACAUUUUCUGCUAGAAUGAAGACUUGGGUAUUGAAUUAAACGGGAAAAUAUCAGGCAUGCAUUGCUACCACUCUAAACGUGCUAAUAUACAAGAAAGGGGGCUAAAUAAAUGACCAAAUAUUAGUUUAACCAAAAAAAUCCUAGCUUGCACUUUCUGUCUGUCUGUCUUCCAUCAGAGUGCAGUUUUUCCUUAUAUUUCUUAUUUGUGUUUAGUAUUGUGGAAUUGGCAAAGACCUGGUGGUUGUUUGUGAAAGCUUUACAAACAAAAUUAAUAGGGCCUUACCACUUUCAUUAUUUCACAGCCUUAUUAUACAUCAAAGUGUAAUAUGACAUUGACAAAAUAUUAAAUUAAACCUUGUCCGAUAGUCUGACAGUAUUGUGGCAUAGUAUCAGGACAUCCUUGUGUCUGUUGCGCACUGCUAGGGCCGAAUGGCCGGAUGAUGGGCCUAUUUGGGAAAAAGUCCAGGGCUGUUUUUAGCCCCAGUCCGCGUUCUUGUCUGUAGUUGUGUUUUUGUUUGUCAUCAGUGGCCCAAGUACUGUUCUUUAUUCCACACAUGUCCUCUUUUUAGAUUUUAAUAAAUGGGAUUUGGGAUUUUUUUUAAUUGCCCAAAAUGUCCUGGAUUCUGCUUUUGCUUUCUGCAGUCACUAUUCAUUGUGUGUUUUUGCAUUGCUUUGACCUUUCUUUUUAGGUCCCGCCUUUCAGCACUCCACGUUCGGAGCUACGCAAACGUUGGUCGAACUGCAUCUCAAUCAUUGCCCUCAGCACCACGGCAUAUGAAAACGACGGCAGGUUUCAGCUCCGCCCUGCGUUAUUUAGCGCCUUCAUCAAGUUCAUUCCAGUUCAACAGCCACAGCGCAGAUAAGAGUAAACGUCAAAGUGCAAGGUCCAUGAGCACUGAGAUGGAGAAAAGGCCGCUGCUGUCUGUACAGCCCAGUCGAGGUCUGGUGGACGAGAUGUUUCAGAUUGUCAUAAUGAAUUUAUUGCCAAAUCAGGAGGUGACGCUGCACUCUUUACAUCAGUCAGAGGAUAAGGAUUUCUGGGAGGCGUUUGGACACUACAUCAGUGAUGAACAUGGAACAGUGACAGUGUUCAAAGAUGAAAGUUUGGGAGGCACUUAUGAAGGGACAGAGCCAAUGGGGUUGCUGUGGAGCAUGAGGCCUGUACCAGGAAGUCGAAGUGGACUCAGGUUGCGCAAGAAGGAUGUGCUCUCACCAAUGGUGGUUCACAUUUCAGUGUACAGUGGUCAUUUAUCUGAAGGUUUCAGACAGCAAACAGCUUUGGCAACCAGUGUCACAGAACGCUGGUAUAUAGCACCAGGUGUGCAGAGGGUGGAUGUUAGAGAAAAAGGAGUUCGAGGAACAUUAUUUUUUCCUCCAGGCCCAGGACCUUACCCAGGAGUGAUGGACUUGUGGGGUGGUGGUGGUGGUUUAGUCGAGUAUCGCGCAGUGCUGCUUGCAUCUCAUGGUUUUGCCUCAAUGGCACUAGAGUACAUGAAUCUCAUUGAGGACAGAACAGCAGAUAUUGAUGCUUCUUACUUUGAAGGAGCAUAUAAGAUCCUCCAGAAUCAUCCGAAGGUACAAAAGGAUCGAUUGGCUAUGCUUGGAUUAUCAUUUGGAGGUGUAGUUACACUCAGCAUGGCGGUCAACUCCAAAAUCAUCAAGCCCCAGUGCUGUGUGUGCAUUAGUUCGAGUCAUGUGGGUUCUGUGGAUAAAUCUCUCUUUGAAAUAUUUAAGGAGAUUAAAAGAAAUGUGAAUAAGAUGCUUGUGAAUGGGGAAAACCAGUUAAUCCACAGAAACCUUUUCCCGACGAUUCCCUCAGACCUGACUCAAAAAAUGGAUGUUGGGAAAAUAACGUGUCCCCUUCUGUUGGUGAAUGGUGGUGAUGAUGAGAGCUUGCCUACUGUUGAAUCUGCUGAAGAUAUGGAAGAGAUUAUGAAGAAUGCAGGAAAUCUUCACUUGUUGGAAGUCCUGACAUAUCCUAAUGCGGGUCAUCUGAUUGAACCUCCUUAUACACCUCACGUCCGUGCAAGCAACUUCAUCAUUCAAGGUGGUGACAAAGUUCUCAUGGUAUGGGGUGGACAGACAAAACCGCAUGCAUAUGCACAAGAGGAUGCAUGGAGAAAGAUUUUGGCAUUUCUGCAGAAGCACCUCUAUUUAAGUUCAAACGAUGCAGUUAAAGCCAGACUUUAGAUGUUUCCUUACAACAGUGAUAAAUAUCUCCAAAUGGACAGUAAUGUUAAUUAAAAUAUCAAGCACUGUAAUUUUGAGCAAAAUAUGUUAUUAUUAGUGCCGUUCAAUAUCAACACAUUAUGCAUAACCUAAAUGAAUUGGGGCUGCAUCGUGCAACACACAUACAUGCACACACGUGUAUGUCAUAAAACUGGGGUCCCCGGCACCAUCUCGAGAUCCCCAGUUUGAGAACCUUUUAUGUAUAUCAUACUGUAUCACAUUUCUUAGUAAAUUGUAAACGACGCCAUAUGCUGAUGAUUUAUUUAUAAUCCAACCUACAAUGUAGACAGUAUGUUUAACAAAAGCAAUCUGCAUUAUUUGUAUGGUUAAAGUCAGUGUUUACAAUGACCAUGUGACUUGUUUAAAAAAUGCACUGUGUCUGUAUUAUUGUUUUUUACUUUGUAUGUAUAAUGUAAUAAUUUGAUGAUAAUAAUAAUAAUAAAAAUUAUAAUAAUUA